AUGGCGAACGAAGAACAGAGAAGAGCUUUCGAGUCAUACAUAGGCCGCGCGAAUAGCGACAACGGGCAAGCUCAGAGCCCAAGUCAGCCUCUUGCUCAGUAUCCUGGGUCAGUUACUCAGCCGGCCAAUCCGUAUCUUUAUCAACAAUUCCCUGGGCUCGGAGUGCCCCCUGCAGCACCGACACCACCACCGGCAGCCUCGUCUUCUGUCGCAUCGUUUCCUGGGUACCAAGGCGGAUAUUCUCAGCCCAGCUAUGGGCUGGGGGUAUAUGGUCCAAACGGCAUUCCGCAGCGUCCGCCGCCACUAGGCGAUCCUCAAGCACAGCAACAGGCGUCAUCGGGAAGCGGGUUUCAAGGAUACUCUCAAAGGCCUGGAAGCUACAUUGCACAACCCCCGCCCCCAUUGAGUCAUAGUGGGUGGCCAUACAACCAUUCACAUAGCGGAAUGGCCAGCCGUCGCGACAACCCAAUCGCAGGUGCCGUCGUCCCAGCAUCUCGCAGCCACACUCAAGAAAUGGUGCGAUCAAGUUCGAGACAAAGGAGGGAAGAGUAUCAUUAUCAUAGUCAUGAAUCAGCUCAGACAGACCAAGCGCCGCUAGUGGAAGAAGUGGUCGUGCCAGUUAUGCUCUGUCAUACCUGCAGUCACUGCGGUCAGAUGCGCUCUGCAGGCUUCCACCGAAAUAACCCAAUCGUUCCCGGCAAGCCUUUAGUUUCCACGCCGUGCCGCAGAUGCAAGAAGAAGCUUAACAACUUAUAUCGGUCGAGCAGUCGCUAUACUCGCAUCCGCAAGUGCAUAGCUGACGAGCCCUGCGAUUGGCCUAGGGAGCCAUUCCGCGUCGACGCUGAACAAGAUGAGUCUAGAGGUAGACGAAGAAGUAGAGAAGAGGUUUACGGGAACAGGUACUCUCCAAGUCGACCUAGGGUAGUGAAACGCGAGUCCAGCCUCGUACAUCUGGGUUUAGGGGCAUUCCAACAGGCAUCAAGAAAGGAUCGAGCAGCUCGGAGAUCCUCAUCUAGUCCUUGUCAUUCUACAAGGUACACUAGCGAGGUGUGGCCCCCGCCUGAUAUUGUACGUAUGGUGCCAAGGCGGGCCGAUGAGGCGUGCUCUGUACCAUUUGGGCCGCCCAUGAGCUGUGCAGCGAAGUCAGACGAAGUAUGGCCUCCUCCAGACAUUGUUCGGGCCCAUUCGUAUAGAGACGUGGAGAGAAAAUCUCUACGUCGCCAGAGUUCUAGGAUUGUCGAACUCAGUCCCUCUCCUCCUCCGCCCUCCAGGCCAAGAUCAACCAGAGUUGUCUAUCGUAGCGAUUCGCAGGAACACCGACGUAGAAAUGCGAGUACAUCUCUCUCUCGCGUCAGAUCUCGCGGAGAAAGGCGAAGUGAAGAAGCAGAAUCCCAUCUCAUAUCACAUCCCCUGCCAUUUCGAACAGUCGUUUCGGACCGCCAACAUACCUCCUUUCGCGCCUCGGACGAGACUUGUAGCAACGCCGAGUCGAUACCUCGUCAACAUCCAGAAUCACCAACCUGUAGCAUCUUGAAACCUGGUAGCUCUGACCAUCGCGACACAAAGUCACAACGGAGAGCCAGUAUGCGCGCAAGCGAGCAAAGCGUGCACAUCGAGGUCGGAGGACCUCGUGUCCGGUUCAGCGGCGAACGAAGAGAGGAAUUGUCAGACCGGGAACCGAUCAGAAGACCAAGAUACGCUUAUGAAGACGGUGGCAACAAAAAGAAGUCUGAGUAUCACCAAGAUCACUCUCGCGAGCGUGUGCAAGAGCGCGCGCAGUAUGACACCCGACCUAAACCACGCCCAAACCAGGACUUUGAAAAAGUUCGCACAAGGUACUGCUCUCCAAUGGACGAAAAAGACUAUGAAGAAGAGAUGCGAGUGGACAAGCAGCGUGGUAUCUCGCCUUCACCUUCUCCUCCCCAGAGAAGAAGCAGAGAGUACGAAGAGAUUCGCGUUCGCCAUAUUUCUCCUCUACCUAUUCGACGCUCAUCUCAUCAUCCACUGCAGCACUCUGAUCGUGCCAAAUCACCAUCACCACCGCCUCUGUACCGCCAUGUCUCGCGCACAAAAGCACUAGAUGGUAGACGGUCGGUUGCGUCUCUGCCUGUUCAUUCUAGAGAGGAAGACCAUACAGACUGUAGUAGUACGGGCUCGGGGGAUGUGAUGGUGGUGACGAGGACGUGGAAGGGUAUCGAUGAAAAUGGGCGGCCGGCGACGUUUGUGGAGGAGAGAAGGGAGGUCAAGAUGCUUGCGGAGGGAAGUGAGCGGGGUGGCUCUGGGAGGGAGUAUAGGGACUUGGGGUAUAGUGACCGGGUCAGUAGUGCUGGCAAAGUAUGGAGGGAGGUUUAA
Bipolaris maydis ATCC 48331 is the source of this 2352-nucleotide messenger RNA. RefSeq lists its product as uncharacterized. Lineage: Eukaryota; Fungi; Ascomycota; Dothideomycetes; Pleosporales; Pleosporaceae. The record is from RefSeq and is a predicted model, not a curated record.